Messenger RNA from Sinocyclocheilus anshuiensis, 1200 nucleotides. Its product is annotated as melanopsin-A-like. NCBI's taxonomy places the organism in Eukaryota, Metazoa, Chordata, Actinopteri, Cypriniformes, Cyprinidae. The transcript is spliced from 3 exons. The record is from RefSeq and is a predicted model, not a curated record. Bases 75 to 542 code for a protein of 155 amino acids.
UUGCAAAGUAUAUACCAUGUCUAGGAGUGCUGCUAUGCAUACCACAUAGAGACCGGUUCAGCAGCAGUAGCUUUAUGUCCACACGACGCUCCACUUUGACUAGCCAGUCCUCAGAGGCCAGCAGCCACCUGCACCGUGCCGGGAAGACACGCUUGUCCUCUGUGUCUGACAGCGAGUCGGGCUGGACGGACACAGAGGCAGAUCUCUCCAGCACGAGUUCGCGCCCUGCUAGUCGUCAGGUCUCAUCUGACAUCCGGAAAGAUUUGUCUGACUUCAAGCACAGCAGCUCUCUGAGGCUGAAGGUCAAGAGCAGAGACUCGGGUAUCUUCGACAGAACCUCGGCCCAGAGUCUAGCUGAGCCAAACUUGAGCCGGACCUGUACAUACAUCAGCCCAAAUAUAGUCUCAGAGAACGAUGAGAAAAGACAGUUGGCUCGGAUCCCUUCCAUCAUUGUUACAUCAGAGUCCAGCCCCUCCAGACAGCUCCCAGGUGCUUCGGUGGACGCAGCCUCUGUCACUGUGGAACCUGCUGGGAUUGACUGAAUACGGGCUGCACUACCACUUAUUUAUACUUCAGGACUCCAUCUCAACAGACUCUGGAUCAUCUGACUUAUCCCUUCCUCCUUUUUGUCUCAUUUACACAGGGCUCAAAAAUUAACCUGCUUGCAGUCACAACUGACAUCUGAAGUGUCAUUAUUGUUGUACUUUUGCCUGUUUUGAGGUGGAAAAUGGGCAACCACAGGCUACAGGGUAAACGGUCUUUAUUUUUUUACAAGAGGACACCCUUUAAGGCUUCUUUUAGUGGUGUGGAGAUGAUCCUCUCCUCUCAGGGAUGAAUAUAUGACAGUUCUGUGGGAAAAGCAGCAAUCAGUGUCUCAGUUAUGGAUUGACACUGCUCAGAAUAUGUAUUCAGAUACAUCCAUCCCUGCUUCAUCCAUACAAAGGUUGUGGUGUAGACCAUAGGAAUAAACAGUUCCCUGUGCCUGCACAAGAUAAAAAAUAACACAUGAUGUGACAUGAAUAUUCAAACGCCUAGUUUUUACAUAGCCAGAAAUUUUGGUCAAUGAAAUGUAGAGCCCUGUCUACAGGUGUAAUCACUCUAGGACAGAAAUGUGGAUCUUUUAAUGUUUCUUUCAAGGUAAAGUGUGUAAUUUUGUUAUGUACGUACGUUAAAAUGUUUUAAUUGUAAUGGCUGAUAAAU